Eimeria acervulina is the source of this 2346-nucleotide messenger RNA. Its product is annotated as myosin heavy chain, putative. The transcript has 11 exons. Bases 1 to 2346 code for a protein of 781 amino acids. NCBI's taxonomy places the organism in Eukaryota, Apicomplexa, Conoidasida, Eucoccidiorida, Eimeriidae. The record is from RefSeq and is a predicted model, not a curated record. Gene Ontology annotation, molecular function: protein binding.
AUGACUGGCAUAGAUGGCGGAUGCAUGCUGCAGCGUAUGCAGCAGGGGCUGCAACAGAGGGAAGCGAAGCCCUAUGCUCUAGGCUCCCGAGGGAGUCUCUGGUCUCAGCCGUUGGCUGAAGGCAACAGAGUCCCUGCUCAGCUGCAACUGCAGCGGCAAUCCAGCAGCAGCAGCAGCGGCGCUGCCUCUGCGGGUGCUCCGAGUCGCAGCGGCUCUUUGCUGCUGCAGGCGGAGGAAGUGCUGGGGGAAUUAGCUGAGGGCAUGAAGGAGGAGCUGCUGCUGCCUCAAAGAUGUUUAGGAGACAAAGCUUGCCCUGUCAUCGCCAAGCACCUCUUCAGGUGUAUGGGGCUGCGUUCAGUGGACCUUUCGGCAAACAACAUUUCUCCAGGAGGGUUCAGUCAAAUAGCCCCCGCUAUCGGCAGCCUUAAGUAUCUGCGGCGGCUGAGGCUUGACUGGAACCCCCUAGGGGAUGGUAUGCAGGAAACCGAUGUUCCCUUCGGGCUGCAGCCGCAGCAACAGCAACAGCAGCAACAGCAGCAGCAGCAGCGGCAGUGCAGAAGCCUGCGGCAAAUACACCUCAGGAACAACGCACUCGGGGAAGAGGGCGCUGCUCAACUCUCGGCGUCUCUCAAAGCCAACAGAAGCCUCACAACCCUUGACCUCUCGGGCACUGGGGCGAGGCCUUCGACUUUAAAAGAAGUUUCGAGGUGCUGCGCUGACAACAACAAGUUGCUGGAGCUGCUGCCGCUGCAGCAGCAGGAGACCGUAGGGUUGCAGCGCGGCAGCAGCAUGCAGCAGCGCCAGCAGCAGCAGCAACAGCAGCAGCAGCAGCAAAACCAGCAGCAAAAGCAGCAGCAACCAGUCGAUGACUAUGUAUCCAGAAUUGAAGCUGAGCUAAAGAGCACAGAGCAGCAAAGCGCUCGAUUGCUGCGUCGCCUGGAGUCGGACUUGGCGUCUUCUGCGCAACGACAUAACGAAACAAGGAGGGAAAACAUGCUCUUGAAGCAACGCAUCUGCGAGCUCCAAGGAGCCACAGUGAAGUCUAACUUAAUGCAAGACGAGCGCCGAGAGUUGCUCAAAGAAAACGCCUUCUUGAAAGGGAGUCUGGAGGAGAGGUACAGAGAACUGUGCGAGUCGCGCCUUGUUGCACAGCAGCAGAAGCUGCAACUGCAGCAGCAACAGCAACAGCAGCAGCAGCAGCAACAACACCAAGCCAUGUUGCAGAGGCAGCUCCACGACAGGCAAGACACGAACGAGAAGCUCCUCAGCGAUCUUCAGCAGCGGGAGCUGCAGCUGCAGCAGACCGAGCUGCUGCUGCAGCAGCAGCAGCAGGAUACCGCGCGGAUUCAGGCAGAACUGGAACAGCAGCAGAAUGCAGCUGAGCGGCGACAGCAAAUGCUGCAGCAGGAAGUUGACAGACUGCAGCAGCAGCAGCAGCAUCUUCAGAAGCAGCUGCUAGAGGAAAAAGACAAACACAUGCAGCAGCAGGACGGAACUUUGCAGCAGCAUCAACAGCUGCAGAUGCAGCAGCAACAGCAGCAGCAGCGUAUCCUCGAGCUGCAGCAAGAACUGCAGCAAGAAGCACAGCGCCGCCUCCAAGGGGAAAAAGAAGCCUUAGAAGAGAAGCAGAGCAUUACAGCGAACCUGACAAGGACUCAGCAGCAGGUUGAAGAGCUGAGACAGAAGCUCCAGGAGAGGCGGGAGACCGAAGAGCUGCAGCAGCAGCAGCAGCAGCAACUGGAGCAGAGAGUUGCCGAGCUGCAGCAGGAAGCAACAGCAGCUGCAGCAGAAGCAGAAGACCUGCGAGCAAAGAUGCGCCAGCUAGCAACAAGGGCUGCUGCAGCAGAAGCAGAGCAACAGAGACAACGCGAGGCCCUCAACAGUCGUCAGAAGGUGCUGGAGCAGGUGCAGCAACAAAUGAAGGAGGAGCAGCAGAAUCACCUCAAAACCCAGGAGACCCUGAAAUCAGCAGCAGCAGCAACAGCCGCCAAGGCGGAAGAACAGCUGCAGCAAUUGCAGCAGCAGGUCCGACGACAUGAGCAGCAGCAACGGGAGCAGCAGCAGCAGCUCCACUCUGCAAAGGCGGAAGCUGCGAAGCACGAAGCAAAUCUCAGGGCCCUGAGGGAAACUCAUGGACAGCUGAAGGAUGAGCUAAGGAAGGCUCAGGCGGAGUGCCAAAGAGCGCAGGAAGAGGCCCGCUUAGCAGCAGCGCGGCUGCAGCGGCAGCAGCGCGAGUGGCAGCACCAACGCGAUGACCUCUGCGUUCGCCUCCGCGGAGGCAUUGAACAUCUGCAGGCCGUGCUGAGCGCAGCGAAGCAACAAGAAACAGAGCUGCAGACGCUGUAG